This is a messenger RNA of Talaromyces stipitatus ATCC 10500, 2165 nucleotides long. RefSeq lists its product as uncharacterized. Bases 153 to 2165 code for a protein of 670 amino acids. The transcript has 3 exons. The record is from RefSeq and is a predicted model, not a curated record. NCBI's taxonomy places the organism in Eukaryota, Fungi, Ascomycota, Eurotiomycetes, Eurotiales, Trichocomaceae.
UUGAUAUCUGUCAAUAUUGUCAAGACCUCACCAUUCCUGUGUAUCAAUUUUGCGUUAGUGGCGAGCAUGAAGUCCUGAAAACUGCCUUCUAUGAUACCCUUGGAAUUGAACAUGAUAUUUGCAAUUUGUGUCGCUCCCAAUUUAUAACUCCUAUGGAUACUGACCCGUCGUUCCACCCAGUAAGUAGCGCUGCGAGCAACGAAGCUCGGCGUCCACGCAUUACCAACCGCCGUGUUUCACAAACUUCUCCUGACUAUGACCUCCAUCAACCCGAUCCUCCUGCUCUACAACAGCAGAGGAUAGAGCAGUGCUGUGUUUGUGACGAGAAAUGGUUUAAUAUGCGCCUUGCACCUGAUAGUAUCUGUACUCCUUGUUUCCGUGCUGAUAAAGACCAGACCGUUCCGCUAUAUGGCAUUGAAAACAACAUGCAUCCCGGAGAUAUGCCAGACCUACCAGAAUUGCCACAAACCGAGGAAAUGCUUAUCACCAGAGUCCACGUAUUUGUUGAAGUUUGGCGUGUUCGUGGCCAGCAGUAUAAAUAUAGCGGACACGUCGUUAAUUUCCUCAGAGAUACAGCACGCGUGUACAACACGCUUCCACUUCUCCCCCGGAAUUUGGAAAUAAUUCUGUUGCGGCCUGCCAAUGCCUCUACCGAUCCACGUCUACAAAGGCAAUUUAUUCAUGACUUUCGUGUUCGUCGAGAGCACAUAAUCAAGUGGUUGGCUUUCCUGCGGUCGAACCAUCCUCGCUAUCGUAAUAUUGAAAUAUUUCAGGCAACUAUUGAUCUUUUACCCCUAGACGAUGACGUUGCAGAUCAGGUGAUAAACGAGUCGCUUGAUCCAAUUGAGACCAAUCCUGAUACGACUCACAUGGAGGAUGUCGAACCUCCUGAGCUCAGUGCACCUGAAGACACCCGUCAUCCAUACAUGGAAUACCCCCCAUUCCGGUCAACGCCUAUCGCUGAAUUUACACGCAGUCAACCAUUGCUUUCUUGGGCUUUCCCGACUCUAUUCCCUUGUGGCCAAGGCGAAUUCAUUCAUCCACGACAGCGAACGGUAAACUUCAGUGACUAUGCAAAGCAUUUGAUGAAAUUUCAUGACGGACGUUUUGCACGUCAUCCGCGUUUCCGCUACGUUGUAUUUAUCACUAUGAUGAGACAACAAGCCAAUGCUAAAGCCAGCUUUUUGGUCAAACAGAAGACUAAAGAGGGGCGUGAAAUUACAGCAGGUGAUUUACGUCUUGCUUUUGAAGAUGAUGCACCUGAGGGCGAAGCAUUGCUCAACUCGAUUACUCGCCGGUCUGGAAUGCUUCGAGGCACGCAUCCAUUCUGGACAAAUAGGCAACAGCAGUUAAAAGCGAUGGUUAAAAAAUUCGGUCCUUCACAUAUUUUUCUAACAGUAUCUGCUGCUGAUUUACAUUGGGCCGAUCUCAUGCAGCAUCUUCCAAAAUUUGAACGAUGGAAAGAGGCUAUGAGCCAGGACCGGAUCCAAAUCGCUCGCGACAACUUAAGAGAUAAUCCACAUAUUGUCGCUCAGUGGUUUUGGAUUCGAUAUAACACAUUUCGAAAGGAGGUCUUGGACAAGAGGUUCAAUGUCAUUGAGAACCGGAACCGAUUUGAAUGGCAAGGACAUAGCUCUGUCCAUAACCACGGCCUCUACUGGGUCAAAGAUGCUCCUAAUUCAGAGGUUGAGGAAUUAUCUGAAGAUCUACGCAAAGCCUUUGCUAAUUUCUGGGGGAUCCAUGUAUCUGCAUUAAACCCUCAACCCGGUCAGAUGGUGGCAGAUACCACAGAACGAUCGCCAAUACAGCUGGAGUUCGCAGAUCAAGAAAACACCGUCGGCUUUCUUUCCCGUGUUGCCAAUCGCGUUCAACGACAUAAUUGCAGUCAGAGAUAUUGUCUACGAAAAGAGAAAGGAUCAGACGUUCUAUCCUGCCGCUUCCAUUUCCCACACAGUAUACGGACAGAGCCUAUUGUCGAACGCGCUCCAGGGCACCAAUACUAUCGUUUUUAUCCUAUUCGCAAUGACGUAAUGAUGAAUCCCUGGAAUCCCUGCAUACUUAUGGGAUGGUUAGCUAACAUUGAUAUCACCCCGUGUACCGGUAGCAAGGCUCUCUUGGAUUACAUUGCCAAGUACGCAUCAAAAGCAGAGAAAAAAACGGAAUGA